Molecule: messenger RNA, 4318 nt
Organism: Poecilia reticulata (guppy)
Lineage: Eukaryota; Metazoa; Chordata; Actinopteri; Cyprinodontiformes; Poeciliidae
Gene: adamts1
Product: ADAM metallopeptidase with thrombospondin type 1 motif, 1
Biological process (GO): proteolysis; extracellular matrix organization
Cellular component (GO): extracellular matrix
Molecular function (GO): zinc ion binding; metalloendopeptidase activity
Source: RefSeq, a predicted model, not a curated record
UGGUGCGUUUUCCUUGCGCACGGGUUUGGCCCCUUCUCCCAAAUCAAAGAGCGCUUAGGAAAGGGGGUGGUCCAGCUGGGAUGCAAUAAAUAGGAGGGACCGGCUCCUCAUCUGACUGCAAGACAGGAGAACAGACCAGACCCUUUUAUUCCCGAACUCAAAACCAGAACCAGAAACAUCUGGAAGGGGGAAAAGGAGCGAGAGAGAGAAAGCGAUCUGUUGGAAUUUACUGCUGUUCUCCAGGACUUUUCUUCUAAGAGUCAAGCCUGCUCGUAACUUUAAUUGCACUGGAAUUCGUGGGGGGGUUUUUUGGUUUUGUUUUGUGGAAACUCAUAGUGGAAAUAAAGCCUAUUUAAAGGAUUUURCUGAUUGUCACUGUAGAGACUUUAUUAUUAUUAUUUUUUAAAUAAAUCCUACAAUAUCCACUUGUUGGAUUUCACGGCUGCAUGAUGUGGUUUCCACGCGUUUCUAUUGGUUUAAUCGUCCUUCUGUGCGUCGGCGCAGUCCGCUGCGCCUGGGAGGAGAGCACCGUGGUGCCGGUCAGAUUGGACCAGUCGGAGAGCGCAARCGAACCAUGGCGGACUCUCUCCGCGGAGGAGGAGGAGAAGGAAGCGCAGACCAGGCUGUACCGCUUAGACGUUUUUGGGAAGCAGUUGGUCUUGCAGCUGGAGCCCGAUCAGACUUUCCUGGCGCCGGGGUUCGUCUUCCACGUCGUGGGGAGCCCAGAGUCCGCACCGGUCCAGGAAGCCGAGGGCGCCGCCGAGCCGGGCUGCUUCUUCUCAGGCACUGUAAACGGAGAGAAGCGCUCCGCCGCCGCGCUCAACCUGUGCCACGGACUCACUGGAGGAUUCUACUUCCAGGGGGAGGAGUACUUCAUCCAGCCGCUGAACUCCAGCGAGCUCCUCCCGGGGAGAGAGGAGGAGGGUGCGCACAUGGUCCGCAGGAGAAGCCGCGCGGCUUUGGCUGAGGAAGGCAGCUCCAAGUGUGGGGUCAGCGAGGACGAGGAGAGGGUGCCAAGGAAUCUGGAACAGGAGGCCAGUCACGGAGCCCCUAACGCGGACCAGACAGCCAACCGGAGAACCAGGCGCUUUGUUUCCACCCCACGAUACUUGGAGAUCAUGCUGGUGGCUGACCAGUCCAUGGCCGAGUUCCAUGGCGCGGGGCUCAAACCGUACCUUCUUACCAUCAUGGCAGUGGCGUCCCGCCUGUACCACCAUCCCAGCAUCCACAACUCCAUCAGUCUGGCUGUGGUGAAGCUACUGGUGGUUUACGAAGAGGAGCGAGGCCCUCAGGUGUCGACCAAUGCUGCUAUGACCCUUCGCAACUUCUGUCAGUGGCAGAGGCAGCACAACCCUCCAAGUGACCGCCACCCGGAGCACUACGACACAGCCAUACUCUUCACCAGAAUGGAUCUCUGUGGUGCCCAUUCUUGUGAUACUUUGGGAAUGGCAGAUGUUGGCACGGUGUGUGACCCUGAGAGAAGCUGCUCCAUCAUUGAGGAUGAUGGGCUGCAGGCAGCGUUUACAGUGGCUCAUGAACUGGGCCAUGUCUUCAACAUGCCUCAUGAUGACGCCCAGCUUUGUUCAGGGGUCAAUGGUGCCCACUGGAGCUCCCACAUGAUGGCUUCCACCCUGUCCAAUCUGGACCAGCGGCAGCCAUGGUCUCCCUGCUCUGCCCUCAUGAUCACCAGCUUUCUGGACAAUGGCCACGGUCAGUGCUUGCUGGAUAAGCCAGUCAAGGCUCAGCUGCUCCCUCAGCCUCUGCCAGGAACAGUGUACACCGCUGAUCAUCAGUGUCGCCUCACUUUUGGGGAGGACUCCCAGCACUGCCCAGACUUAAGCACCACGUGUGCAGCUCUGUGGUGCACUGUGACCACAUCCAAUGGUUGGGUGGUGUGCCAGACCAAGAACUUCCCCUGGGCUGAUGGGACAUCUUGUGGGCACGAGAGUUACUGCCUGGCUGGACGAUGUCUCAAUAAGACUCAGGCUGCUGAACAUCAGACUCCGGUUAAUGGUGGCUGGGGCAUGUGGGGUCCCUGGGGUGAUUGUUCUCGAACCUGCGGAGGCGGGGUGCAGUAUUCUUUCCGUUCUUGUGACAAUCCCUUACCGAAGAAUGGUGGGAAGUACUGUGAAGGCAAGAGGAUCCAGUAUCGCUCUUGCAACACUGAAGUCUGCCCAGACACCAAUGGCUUGUCGUUUCGUGAGGAACAGUGUCUGGCUCACAAUGAUAUGUCGGCUCAAGUGUCACUGGGUUCAAGCGACGGUGUUGAGUGGGUGCCCAAGUAUGCUGGAGUUUCACCAAAAGACCGCUGCAAACUGGUGUGUCGGGCUAAGGGGACUGGAUACUUUUUCGUCCUCAAACCUAAGGUGGCUGAUGGAACACCCUGCAGCCCAGAUUCCACCUCAGUUUGCGUCCAAGGACAGUGUGUCAAGGCUGGGUGUGAUCGUAUCAUUGGCUCUAACCGGCGCUUUGAUAAGUGUGGUGUUUGUGGUGGAGACGGAUCUUCCUGCAAGAAAGUGUCAGGCUCUCUGGACCGUUCCAGGCCUGGCUAUCAGGAUGUUGUAACUAUUCCCGCUGGUGCCACCCACCUGGACGUUAAACAGCGCUCUCCAGGCAACGGCCGUCAAGAUAACAGCUAUCUGGCAGUGCGCCGACAGGAUAAGACAUAUCUGUUAAACGGCGAUUAUAAACUAAUGACCAUGGAGACUGAUAUCACCCUCCAAGGGGCAUUGUUGAGAUACAGUGGUUCUUCUGCCAGCCUAGAGCGUCUGCGAAGCUUUGCCCCACUUCCAGAGUCCAUCACCAUCCAGGUGUUGUCUGUAGGCGAAGCCCCAAGACCACGAGUUAAGUACAGCUACUUUGCCCCUAGACCCAACGACGCUGCUUCCGCCUCUAGCAACAAUGGAGGCCGCCGCCCGUCAAUUAAUGCUAUCCGGGAGUUUGGUGGAGCCGAGUGGACCCUAAGGGAAUGGGGACCAUGUUCUCAGACAUGUGGCGGAGGUCUGCAACAAAGAGAAGUUGUAUGCUUGGACCCGCAGGGACGUACAUCAAGAGACUGCCCUGAGGAGCUUCGACCUUUGGUCUCACGGGCCUGCGCCUCCCAGCYGUGUCCCUCCUGGCUUCCAGGCCAAUGGUCAGAAUGCUCCAAGACCUGCGGUCGGGGCUUCCGCAAACGUCCGCUGCGCUGCAUUGGGCAUGAUGGACAGACGUUAACCCUUGACAACUGUGACCCCAAAGACCGUCCRCGGCCCCUGCUGGAAAUGUGCAAUCAGAAGGCCUGCUAAUGACUGCAUCUAUCAUCUUAACUCCUUCUGUUCUGCUACAAAAAGACAGAUGUUCCCUGCAUCACUUUUCCCUUGGACAAUCUGAAGAGGUUGAUGAAUGUUUACAACCAGAGCUACACAUAAGUUCACAACUGUUGUGACUGUGACUACCAAUAUUUACCCAUUCCCUCUCUCCAUCCAAGGGCCGAAUAUUUAACAAACGUGGCAGUGGCAAAGGCUGACCACAUCUUUACUCCUGUCCUGUCAGCAGUGGCACAUCUUACCUUAGUUUAGCAGGAAAGAGCAUGCUGCUACCACGCUCGGUGUGUUAGCAUGAGAGUGUUUGUGUGUCAAAAUAUUUGUAUGCAUUUAUAUAAUGUUUGUCCAAGCUGGGCUGGACAAACCAAUAAGAUGUAGUGUAGGGGAUGCAGAGGGGGUGCUAAUAUUAUGUAUAUAAAGAAGAAUUGCUCAUCUACUUGCUCACCCCAUCAGGUAUGGAAAACAAGAUAGCUCAUAGUGUUUAUGUUCAAACCUAUGUUCACAUUUAUUUAUCAGAAACCUGAAGCACUUCAAUUUUGUCUUUUUUUUUGUUGUUUUUUUUGGCACAUCAUGUUACCCAGUUUCUCAAAAUGCCUCAGAACUGUCUUUUAGCCAUAUCUUGCCUUCAUGUACACAAUGAUGAGGGGAGCUCAAAAGACCAAAGAGGAGAGCGUGAAUGUAUGGGAGUGUGUGUGUGUGCGUGUGUGUGUACGUGUCUGUUUGGAGACUUAAAGAGGGACUUGUCUCCUGCUACUACUUCAUAAGGAAGUCUCUCUUGCCUUCUGCGAAGGCUUUGUGUUUCAUUUGUUCCUUUUUUUUGUAUAGAAUAUACAAACAUUAUUUAUUUUUGUACAGCCUGUUAAAUAUAAUCAUUUGCCUUUUUUUUUAAAUACUAUUUUUUAUUGUAACUAAGAUUACAGAAGGAUGUAGACUAUAUAGAGUAUUUAUACGGUUUUAUAAAUAUAUAUAUUUGGUCCUAGAUUCAUGAAUAAAGCAUCACUUUGACUUGUUCAAGA